UAUUUCAAAGCUAUUUCCUGGUAUUGGAACACGCUGCGCGUUAUCCUCCCGCUCCCCGCCGCCGUCCUCGCCAAAUGCUCCGUCCUCACAGCCUCCUCGUCCCCUUCGCUUCCUCCUCCCACCGCUCGCCACUUCCUCCUCUCAUCCUCCUUCAUCGCACCGCCGCCAGUGGCUCCAAUUUCCUCCGCGCUUCCGGCGGCAGGCCGGCCCCCUUGGCCGCGCUCCGACCAUUGCUCGCCGAUCUUCCUGAAACCGAUGGUUCGCAGGAGGAUGCACGAGGUAUCGAGGACGGUCCCGUAGAGCUCCCUUCCUCCACCGGGUCCUCCAUAUUCGCAGUCGAUGAUAACCCUACCCCACUCCAGGUCUCCACCAGCGUGCUCCUCACCGGCGCCAUCUCCGUCUUCUUGUUUCGAUCCCUGCGGCGCCGCGCCAAAAGAGCCAAAGAAUUGAGAUUGCGAUCGAGCGGAGUGGAGAAGCCGAAAACCCUAAAGGACGAAGCUUUGGAGAGCUUGAAGGCGAUUGGCGCGUCGCCAUUGGAGGCAGGAAAACCACCCUCCCCACUGCAGGCAUUGCUAGGCGGUAUUGCGGCUGGGGUCAUCGCCCUCAUACUCUACAAGUUCACAACCACAAUAGAGGCUUCUCUCAAUCGUCAGACCAUUUCCGAUAAUUUUUCGGUCCGACAGAUAACCAUCACAAUAAGAACUAUUGUCAAUGGGAUUUGCUAUCUCGCAACAUUUGUUUUCGGUGUCAAUUCUGUCGGCUUGAUACUCUACGCCGGACAGUUAGCUCUUGGUUCCUUCAGUAAUGCGCCUGCUACUGUAAAGGAUGAUACUCCUCGGCCCAGUGAAAUGGCUCCAGCAGAAGGCACUGCUAAUGCUUUGGAAUCCAGAACGGAUGAAGUGCCACAGAACUCAGACGAAACUAAAUCAUCAUAAAAAAAAAAAAAAAAACUUGUUUGUAUUUGUAUGUGUAAUUUAGUCAUGCAUUUCUGUGUUUUCUUUGCAUUUCAUGGAUGCCAAACAUUUUGAGCUCACUGGGAACUGCAGUGCGAGAUCCUAAAACACAUCAGGACGAAUGAUUUAUUCUUUAUUGUAUGCGUUGGUUAAUCUAA
Molecule: messenger RNA, 1111 nt
Organism: Zingiber officinale
Lineage: Eukaryota; Viridiplantae; Streptophyta; Magnoliopsida; Zingiberales; Zingiberaceae
Exons: 4
Coding region: 75-935 (286 amino acids)
Cellular component (GO): chloroplast thylakoid membrane
Source: RefSeq, a predicted model, not a curated record